AUGGGGAACUACUCCAGCGCUGUGGCCUCUGAUGGCGCAACCGAUGGAAUGAAGCAGUAUCUUAGCGAACUGCCAUCCCAAAACCUGGAGCCCCUAUGGUCACAAAUGAGCAUGAUGGUGCCGCCCUCACCAAAUCCUACAGCGAAGCCUUAUAUGUGGAAGUACAAAGAAGCCUUGCCUCAUCUCGAGACCGCUGCUAAAUUAGUACCCGAGGAAAAGGCUGAAAGAAGAGUCUUGAUGCUAGUGAAACCCAGUAUGCAAUCACCAUACACUACAGACACUAUAUAUGGCGGUCUUCAAAUUGUAAAUCCCGGCGAGACUGCACCAGCGCAUAGGCAUCUUGCCUUUGCGGCUCGCUUCAUCAUAGAUGGUGAGGGCUUCACAGCGGUUGAAGGGAAUAAGAUGCCUCUUGUUCGUGGUGAUGUUGUGAUCACGCCCAUUUGGCACUGGCACGAUCACGGAAAUGAGAGCGAUAAGCCAGUCAUUUGGCUAGAUAUGCUAAAUCUGCCUUUAUUCCGCUUCGCUCCAGCUCACUUUGCGCAAGGUUACUCCGACCCACGAUAUCCCAGCGAGUAA
This is a messenger RNA of Fusarium poae, 576 nucleotides long. RefSeq lists its product as uncharacterized. The transcript has 2 exons. Gene Ontology annotation, molecular function: dioxygenase activity. Bases 1 to 576 code for a protein of 191 amino acids. Lineage: Eukaryota; Fungi; Ascomycota; Sordariomycetes; Hypocreales; Nectriaceae. The record is from RefSeq and is a predicted model, not a curated record.